UCUUUCUUUUUGUUCUGUGUGAGAGUAAUUCUAAUACAAACCGUCCAUUUCUUCUCUCCGUUUGGUUCAAACCCCAAAUCAAUAUCUUCUCUCUGGCGAGGGCUUCGAAUCUCGCCGGAGAAUCGCGGUGGCUCGCCGGGAAUUCCAUAGAUUCCGACGGAAGCUUCUGAGAAUUUGGUCGGAGCUGAAGAAAAAGGAAGAGGAAAGCGUGUGGCUUUGUAUGUGAGAAGCAGCAGCAGCAGAAGAAGUAUAAAUAAAUUUGAAGAGAGAAAAAAGAAGAAGAAAAGGAUAACUGGUUUUGGUUUUGGGAGAGAAGAGGAAGAAGUUAACGUGCAAUGCAGGGAAAAAGGGCAUCAAAGAAGCUUUGGAGGAUCUUACACGGCACAGAUGCCUAGAUGAUCCCUUCUGCAAUUUCCUUGGCGUAUGCCGUAAUUUAUUCUAUUUUUUAAAAUUAUGUUUUAAAGCUCCUUCCUCCUUCUCACCAAGAUUACAACUUUCCUUCCAAAUUUCCCAUUUCUAUGUCUUCUCUUCUCUUCACAUUUCAAUCUACAUCGUCCUUCCUCUGAUCGCUACCUUCUGCACUUCAAAUUUUGCUUUUCCUCAGUUAUAUUUGAUUUUUGGCUUUUGAAGUGUUAGUAGAGAGGUGUGCACUUGUUUGUGGAUUUGGGAGAUAGAUAAAAUUUCUUUGAAACAGUUUGAGUUUUAGGAAUUAGGGUUUGGUUUUAAACUUUAUCAUCAUGCCAUCUGAAAUAAGAGACCUGCAGGGAUUGUCUUCCUCCUACUUCUCUGAGGAUUCAUGUUUCCCUAAUGAGAGGCAAGUUGGUUUCGGGAAGUCCGAAGGCAUGCUCGAUAACUAUGCCAAUGAAAACUCAAUUGCAUCAUCAUCUCUGGAUAAACACAUACCAGUGGAACGUCUGAACAUGAAGCCUAUAGAACAACCCAAGUCUUUCCUAAUGCGGGACCAGAAAGUGAACGGUAGCUUAAAUAGACUUGCUGUUGGAAUGGAGAGAGCAGCUAGUCAUUCCUUGCCUUCAUUGAAACCCACAGACCAUCCAGUUGUGCAAUCUAGUACAAAGGCAGAAGCAGCGUCAUAUUUUGUGGAGAGUGGAAAAUUCAAUGUAAUGGGUUCUCAGUAUGAGAGCAGCCUUUUCUCAAGUUCAAUGACUGAGUUGUUUAGUCAGAAGUUGAGAUUGUCAUCAAACAAUGGUCUAUAUGGUCAUUCAGUUGACACUAUUGCUUCACAUUAUGAGGAAGAGGAAAUAAUUGAAUCCCUUGAAGAAAUAGAGGCUCAAACCAUUGGGAACCUUCUUCCUGAUGAUGAUGACUUGCUUUCUGGAGUUACUGAUGGGCUUGAUUAUAAUAUCCAAUCAAAUGGUGGGGAUGAUAUGGAGGAGUUAGACCUUUUUAGCAGUGUUGGAGGGAUGGAUUUGGAAGAUGAUGGUUUAUCUCCUGGACAAAAAUGUAGUGAUUUCCCUGGAGGACUUUCUAAUGGUCAGUUAGGGUUAAGUAAUGGUUCAGUAGUUGGAGAACAUCCUUAUGGAGAACACCCUUCUAGGACAUUGUUUGUGAGAAACAUAAAUAGCAAUGUUGAAGAUUCUGAGCUGAAAACCCUAUUUGAGCAAUACGGAGAUAUCCGUACUCUUUAUACAGCUUGCAAGCACCGUGGUUUUGUUAUGAUUUCCUAUUACGAUCUAAGAUCGGCUCGAAAUGCAAUGAAAGCACUCCAGAACAGGCCACUGAGGCGUCGGAAACUCGACAUACAUUACUCAAUUCCAAAGGAGAAUCCCUCUGAAAAGGAUGUUAAUCAGGGUACUCUUGUAGUAUUUAACCUCGAAUCUUCUGUUUCAAAUGAUGAACUUCGUCAAAUUUUUGGUGUUUAUGGAGAAAUCAAGGAGAUCCGUGAAGCCCCACACAGAAGUCAUCACAAAUUUAUUGAAUUUUAUGAUAUUAGAGCUGCAGAGACUGCUCUUCGUGCAUUGAACAGAAGUGAUAUUGCUGGAAAGCAAAUUAAACUAGAGCCAAGUCGUCUUGGGGGAACAAAACGUUCGGGGCAGCAGUUACCUUCUGAGUUGGACCAAGAUGAAUGUAGUGUUUAUUUGCAGCAGAGUAGCCCUCCUAUUAACUCCAUCACUGGUUUUUCUGUUUCACUUGGAGCAAUUACGUCUGCCGUAGAUAAUGGAACUACUAUUGCGGGACAGAGUGCAACACAAACUCCAUCCCUGGAUGCUGCAUUUCAUCACGGGAUAUCUUCCAGUGUUCCUAACAGCUUAUCCUCUCUGGUCAGAAUUGAAUCUCUUGGCAAUCAGUCCGGCCUUUCAGAAUCCAAUCAUUCACUGGGGCCUCUAAAAUUUGACAUCCAUGGAACAUCACCUUUUCAUCCUCAUUCACUGCCAGAGUAUUAUGAUGGUUUAGCCAAUGGUAUCCAUUGUAAUUCUCCGGGAACUUUGUCUUCUGGCAUCAAUCCUAGACUACCAGAAAGAAUUGACAACAGACAAUUUUCCCGAGUAAAUUCAAACUCAAUGGAACUCAAUGAAAGUGUUUUUGGGUCUGCUGGUAGCGGUAGCUCUUCACUUCCUGGACAUCAUUUUACUUGGAGCAACAACUCAUAUCACCCUCAAGCUCCAGGUAUGAUGUGGCCGAACUCACCCUCAUUUGUCAAUGGAGUUUCUGCAGCUCAUCCCCAAUCAAGGGUUCAUGGACUGCCUAGGGCACCAUCUCACAUGUUGAACCCAGGUUUACCUAUAACUAGCCAUCCAGUGGGGUCGGCACCAGGGACUAAUCCUUCUAUCUGGGAUAGGCGACACUCCUUUGCAGGGGAAUCCCCUGAGGCUUCUGGAUUUCAUCCUGGUUCCCUUGGGAAUAUGAGAAUGGCCAACUCAUCCCAUUCUUUAGAAUUUGUUUCUCAUAACCUCUUUUCUCAUGUUGGUGGAAACUGCAUGGACUUGCCAAUAGCUUCAAAAAGUGUAGGACUCCAGUCCCAUCAUCAGAGGUGCAUGUUGUUUCCAGGCCGAGGCCAAAUGAUGCCAAUUAUGAAUUCGUUUGAUCCUGCUGGUGAGCGUGCUAGAAGUCGUAGAACUGAAGGCAACUCUAAUCAGCUUGACAACAAGAAACAAUAUGAGUUGGAUGUUGACCGCAUAAUGAGAGGAGAAGACAAGCGAACAACACUAAUGAUAAAGAACAUUCCUAACAAGUAUACUUCCAAGAUGCUUUUGGCUGCAAUUGAUGAGCGUCAUCGAGGAACUUAUGAUUUUAUUUAUCUACCUAUUGAUUUUAAGAAUAAAUGCAACGUGGGGUAUGCAUUCAUCAACAUGACGGAUCCAACCAUGAUUAUUCCUUUCUACCAGUCAUUUAAUGGAAAGAAAUGGGAGAAAUUCAAUAGUGAGAAGGUUGCUUCAUUAGCAUAUGGUCGCAUUCAAGGUAAAGCUGCCCUGAUUGCACAUUUCCAAAACUCGAGCUUGAUGAAUGAGGAUAAGCGAUGCCGACCCAUUCUCUUCAACACAGACGGGCCAAAUGCCGGUGAUCAGGUGCCCUUCCCAAUGGGGGUGAAUGUUCGCACAAGACCCGGAAAAGCACGAACAAAUGCAUUUGAAGAGAUUCAUCAAGGAAGUCCACCCAAUAUGGGACAUGGAGGGGAUGAUUCUUCUCAAGGAGAGACAUCUACUGGUUCUGCAAAGGAGUCAGAUUGAGCAAAGCCACUUUUUUUUGUGGGCGCUAGCUAACCUUCUUAUAGGGCUGAGUACUACUACUACUACUACUACUAAUCUGCGUCCUCGCCGAACACCUGGUGACUUACAUAGGGGAGAGUGGCUGAUUCAAAUUAUAGAGGAACACUUGGCUAACUGUGCUAAGUAGUUUUCCAAUUUUGUCGGGAUAUUUCUUACUGAAAAUCUGAACUGCUUAUAGCCUAUCCUAUCCUAUCCUAAUUCUUGAGAUUUCUCUUAAUGAAAAUAUGAACAGAAGGGGAGAAUCAUAUCAUAUCAUAGCUUCGGAAAUUUUGGAUGAGUAAGUACUACUAAACAUACAUCAAGGAAAAAGAAAUUCACUUGUAUAGGAGAGUUCAUUUCAUUGUUUGUCGCAGUUUGAGGAUGCUUUGACUGCUGUUAUGUUGUUUGUUUGUUUUUUUUUUUCUUUUACUUUAUCAUAUAUAAUUUUUUUAUUGUCGGCGCGUGGAGCAUUGGUGCCCAUAUCAUAUGUAAUAGCUCAGCCUCAGAUGCAUGUAUCUGAGUGGUGGUGAUGAGCUCGUCUUGAAAAUUUUGAUUUGAAAUGACGUACUGUUGCUGUUAAGACAAUGGGUUUGUCACCUGCAUACAGUUUCCUUUUUUUUUAACAUGA
Molecule: messenger RNA, 4332 nt
Organism: Humulus lupulus (European hop)
Lineage: Eukaryota; Viridiplantae; Streptophyta; Magnoliopsida; Rosales; Cannabaceae
Product: protein MEI2-like 4
Exons: 15
Coding region: 738-3686 (982 amino acids)
Molecular function (GO): RNA binding
Source: RefSeq, a predicted model, not a curated record